Messenger RNA from Saccostrea cuccullata (small rock oyster), 2440 nucleotides. RefSeq lists its product as uncharacterized. NCBI's taxonomy places the organism in Eukaryota, Metazoa, Mollusca, Bivalvia, Ostreida, Ostreidae. The transcript has 5 exons. Bases 839 to 2440 code for a protein of 533 amino acids. The record is from RefSeq and is a predicted model, not a curated record.
AAGUUUUUUAAAAUUAUAUAAUUAUUUUUUAACAGGAAGGGGGGGGGGGAUAUUCAUACCUCUUCGAUUUGGUAUUCAUCCUGAAAUUUGCUCACAGAGGGUUCACCACAGGCAGCUGAUUUUUCAGGCUGAGGAAAAUCAACUUUGUUCAAGUCCGAAAAUUCGGGAAAAUCGGUAUCCAGUUUCGUUACCGUCUCACUCGACAUCUGCUCAGAAUCCGAUAAAUCUUCAUUCCCUUGAAAGGGCUCAAAGCUGCAACUUUUUUCUUCUUCAAGAACAAACUUUUUGUAGGGACCUCUUUUCCCUGUAGCUUUACGCUUUUGCUUAUUUUUGUCGCCGUCCAUUUUUUUUUUUACUUGUUCUCAGUGCAAUUUACGAUAUAUCUGUAACUCAAUACCAGACAAGGAUUCUGAAGUGACCGAUUAGGGUACUCAAGGGGUAUUUAUUAUGUACACAUACAUUCUAAAGGAUGAUCUUUUUUAAAAUAAUAUGCAUUCAAAAGAAAAGUGGGUAUUACGUUUUACAAAUGAUUAUGUUAAUAUGUAAAUAUUCAAUACUUGUGUUUGUUAAUUGUUAUAUGACUUGUUAUACGUAUUAAUCAAAACGUUUAAGUCUGUUUGCACCGCAUAUAUAACCCAUGGGGUGCCCUUGACCAGAUGUAGUCUGACCCACUGAAAUCUUAUCGUGAUGCCAUGUGAUGCUGGCCAUUGCUGACCCCCAGCUGUUUACGCGCUUAUAGUUUCUUUGUUCAGGAAAAGCCUCGACAGACAUUUUGAUAACACGAAAGUUUGCUGUACUCUUUGUCACAUUCAGUCUGUGUUAAACUUGAAUUCUAAAUAUGUUCGGAUGCGUUUUCUUCCACGAGGAUACGAGUUUAAGUGUUGUUGGGGAGAAGUCUAAACGACUGGAACUUUUGGGAUCUUUUCAAGAGGGAGAAAAAGUUAACAUGAAGUGGGGAAAAGACAUUUUCUCGGGAGUUAUUGUCUAUGUGCAUGAAAACCAAGAUCUUCUUGAAGCAGAAGCUGUAAAGGCAGAGAAGAAGGUUUUGAGAGGCAAGAACCUGAGUGCAGAAGAAAGUGUAGAGCAAUUAAUCACAUUUUUCAAAAAGGCAGAAAAUGAAAAUCAGAAAAAAGAUGGAAAAAGGGAAAGGAUUCCGACAGAAAGAGCUAAAGAAAGUCAUGAACAAGACAAUGAAAUGAGCCCCAAAAAGAAAAAGAAAAAUACAGCAAAUGAAAAGAAAGAUGACAAAACUGAAAAGAAGGAUGACGGCGAAAAGAACAAUGAUGAAGGAAAGAAAAAGAAUGACAGAAAGAAAAACAAAGCAGAGAGAAAGAAAAAGACAGAAGAAAAGAGCAAAGAGAAAACAGAAUUAGAAACACCCAAAGAAAAAGAGAGACAUGAAAAGAAGGCAGAGAGUAGUGUGCAGCUGGCAACAGCAAAGGAAAUGCUGUCAUCCUUAAGUGACCAGUUUGGGUCUCCAACAGCAUCUGAAGAUAGGUGUGUUGACAAAACAACAGCAACUGAAGAUAGGUGUGUUAACAACACAACAGCAACUGAAGAUAGGUGCGUUGACAAUACAACAGCAACUGAAGAUAGGUGUGCUGACAACACAAGUCUGACGUCAACUUGGGCCCUCUGUAAUCCUGAGCUGGAAAGGCCAUCUGUGACAAUGUCAACAACAGUUCCAUCUUCUGAAGCCACUCGACCACCUGCUGAUGUCCUUGAGUUAUUUAAAUUGAUGUUAAGACCACAAGUUCAAAGCUACAUGAGAAGUAUGAUCUCCCAGUUCCAAGAGACAGAGUCUCAGGUUGAUGAAACUUACUCAUGCUUACCAUUACCAACAUACACACCAAUGACAACAUGGACACAAGACUGUAACUUCACACAGCCAUCUCCUUGGACCCAACAGCUACCGGUGCCAGCAUUUGAACAGCAGCUUCAAACUCAACCAACUUCCAACAUUCAACACACUCAACAGAUGCCAAUACAACAAAUUUCCCUAAAUUCACAACCUCAAGACAUUGAAAAUCAACAAAUGUCAACACACCUUUCAAUGCCACCUCAAAUAUCUCUACAACAAAUUCCUGGUAGUCGGUUUAACAUAUGUCUCCACCAGCUAAGAACACGGAAUACAGACCAAAAACUGGCCGUCAAUAGAUACCACACCCAGAAAUGUCCGUCAGACCCCCCUUUAACAAUCGAUUCAGAACUGCUGUACAAACUGUUGCUACAAUUGCUGGUUGAAGAAAUCGAUCAGCAUAAAAGUUCACAAAUUGUUCGCAAGAGACUGGGAGGAGCUGGUAUUUGUCCGCGACAACCGUACAUUGGAAACCCACUAGGACUGAGACAUCACACAGUACAUAUUAUUAUGCCCCUUAAAUUUGGGGGCGAUGAAAAUGACAUCAACUUGACUUUUCAAUUUGGAACAGGACAUGUUUGA